AUGCAUUCUGAAAAAAUUAAAAUUGAAGAACAUUUUAUCAAAUUCUUAGAAAUCCAUUCAUCGACUGGAGAAAAUAUUAGUUUGACUAUUCUUUCAGAAUUAGAUAAAAUUGGCAUAGAUAUAAAAGAUUGUAGAGGGCAGGGAUACGAUAACGGUGCUAACAUGAAGGGCAAGUAUAAAGGAGUACAAGCCAAAAUUCUUCAAAAAAAUCCAAAAGCAUUUUUCACUCCAUGUGCUUGUCACAGUCUAAAUCUGUUAUUAGGAGAUAUGGCAAAAUGUAAUUCAAAAGCGAUGACAUUUUUUGGUAUAAUGAAUAGAAUAUAUACUAUAUUUUCAGGUUCUCCUAUUAGGUGGUCUAUUUUAAUAAAAAAUAUUCCUAAUUGCACAGUAAAACGAUUAUCAGAAACUAGAUGGGAAAGCAGAAUUGAGAGCGUAAAACCUAUAAGAUAUCAUACUGCCUUAAUUAGAGAUUCUCUUUUAGAAAUAGCUGAAACUACAAAUGAUUCUACUAUAAAAAGUGAAGCUGAAUCACUUGCGUUAAAUGAAUUGGAAAAUUUUGAAUUUAUUGUGAGCGUAGUGAUAUGGUAUGACCUUCUUCUUUCAGUUAAUAGUGUUAGCAAAAUAUUACAGUCAAGUGAUAUGAACUUGGAUGUCGCAGUUAACGGUUUAAAAGGUCUACUAAAGUUUUUGAAAAAUUAUAGAGAUACUGGAUUUACUUCCGCAAUAGUUGAUGCAAAAGAGAUUGCAACUAUUUUAAAAAUUAAUCCUGUGUUUAAAGAGACAAGGAUUCGAAAAAUAAAACGAUUAUUUACCUAUGAACAAGAUGAUGAACCAAUCAACUUGAAUAAGACACCAGAAGAAAAAUUUAAAAUUGAAUAUUUUUAUCAAAUUGUAGAUACUGCUAUACAAUCUAUGGAGUUACGUUUUCAACAAUUUGAGGAGUAUUCUAAUAUGUUUGGGUUCUUAUAUUCUCCUGAAAAAUUACGUAAUAUAAGUGAAAAUGACUUAAUGAAAUGCUGUUUUGAUUUGGAUAUUUCUCUGAGGGAUGGUGAAAAACACGAUAUUGAUGGCGCAGAACUUUUUUCUGAAUUAAAAAUUCUCAGACAAAUGAUACCUGAAGAAAUUAAUAAGUCUAUCGAAGUAUUACAGUUUAUAAAAGAUCUUCAGAAUCCAUUUCCUAAUGCUACUGUAUCAUAUAGAAUAUUACUAACUAUACCAAUAACUGUAGCCAGUGCAGAAAGAUCUUUUUCUAAGUUAAAACUCAUAAAAUCAUAUUUAAGGACAUCAAUGACUCAAGAAAGGCUAACUUCACUUGCAAUAUUAUCUAUUGAAGAAGACAUAGCUUCAAACUUGGACUACAAUGAAAUAAUAAAUGAAUUUGCGAGAAAUAAAGCAAGGAAAGUAAACUUUGUAUAA
Molecule: messenger RNA, 1416 nt
Organism: Aphis gossypii (cotton aphid)
Lineage: Eukaryota; Metazoa; Arthropoda; Insecta; Hemiptera; Aphididae
Product: zinc finger MYM-type protein 1-like
Exons: 1
Coding region: 1-1416 (471 amino acids)
Molecular function (GO): protein dimerization activity
Source: RefSeq, a predicted model, not a curated record